Messenger RNA from Cuscuta epithymum, 2532 nucleotides. The record is from the annotation of a GenBank genome assembly. Lineage: Eukaryota; Viridiplantae; Streptophyta; Magnoliopsida; Solanales; Convolvulaceae.
ACUCAGAGUCUAGUCCUGACCACGGACGAUAAGCCUAUGAGCCGAUCUAAUAACAAGAGGGGAAAGGUAAAUACAUCUUCCUACUACAACGUUAACCCAUAGCCAUGGAGGUCUCUUACAGCUUUUCACUUCUUCCCCGAGACAUCCUUUUCCAGAUUCUGGUUCGACUCGGCGCUAAAUCAAGGGGGAAGCUGAGCUGCGUUUCUAAAUCUUUCCGUUCCAUAUUGACCGAUCCAAGUUUCGCCGAGUUUCAACGAAAUUUGUCUGCGGCUCUUAACCACGGCACAACCAUUCUCUUCUCCAUUCAGUCUAAGAUUAUGACGGGUUAUCACGACUCAACCGGGCCCCUCAUGCUCGACUCCGGGCGAGAGCAGUUUUACACCUUAAAUUAUGAAGAAAAUCAGGCCGGAGAGAUCCUUCGAGCAAAAAUUGUUAGGCCUACGGGCAAAGGAUGGUUCCAAUAUGGCAGAUCUAUGUCUUUUGCCAAAGAUCAAAUAUGUUUCUUCAAUAAGCAUUCCGAAUUGAUUGUUUUUAACCUUAUCACAGGAAAACAUACUACUCUCCCGACAACUCCGUCCAGCAGCGCACGUUCUUGUGCGCUGUUGGGUUACGACGGGGUUUCGGGAACAUACAAGGUUUUGAAAGCGGAAGCGAACCUUAACUUGAGGACAAUGAACUGCUGGGUGCUCACACUGGGCGUGGACGAAACGUGGCGGGAUAUUGUCAGCCCUGUAUUCUUUCACCUUAGUAGACGUUUCACGAAUAGUGUUUGCAUUAAAGGUGUGAUCUAUUUCUACAAUGAGCUGCUUUGUUGUUCUGGCAAGUGGGAGUAUCUGUUUGGCAGCGGAUGCUCCGAGCUGGUGGCAUUCGAUGUUAGGUCUGAGAGUUUCCACCAGAUUUCUCUUCCUCCGGCAACAUUCACAUAUUUCGGAAAAGCCUCGUGGGUAGAAUUGGACGGGCGGUUUGCUUUCAUGUAUGUCAACUGGAACAAGCAGGUUAUUGCUUGGAGCUUGGAGACAUCUUCCUGGAGGAAGUAUGCUUUCCCCAUCCCAUUAGAGGAAGGGAUUCUGGAGGGAGACAAGACUUUUAUUACUGCUACUCCAACUGGGGAAAUCGCAUUGCUGAUCCUGAAAGGAACACUUUCUCUUUGGGUUUUGUCUGAUAAGUUCGGGGCAGAUCCUGUUUGGAAGGAAUUUCGAGUUAGGGGGCUUGCUGACUUUACUACCGGUAUUCGCAAAACAUCCGAAGUUGUCGUUGCUCAAAACAUUGGUGGGAAUCUGUUGCACUUGGAAUGAUCUUGCCGGCAAUGAUAUACUGGUCCGGUCUUCCUCUCCACCUUUCCAUUUCAUUUCAUCACUAUCAUCCCUUACCAUUGUCUCAAUCUCUCGUUUACUUCUUUAGUUCCUUCUACUUAGCUAUUUAAUUAGAUAGUAAAUUCAUUGUUAGUGUUACUAUAUUAUUAGCUUGGGGUAUUGUCACUCAUGCUAAAACCCCAUAAACUCUUUUACUUACUUUGAGUCAUUCAACUAAACAAGAAAUUAUUUGAAUAUUUUUUCUUUAAUUUGUGACUGCAUUUAUAUGGUACAAAAACAUUGAGUAAUACAUAACCUGGAUGUAGGAAUUUUUAAUAUUAGGCAAUAGGCAGAACUCUUCCAUUCGGCAAGAUAAUAUAAUCAGUGUUAUAAAAAACGCAAGACGUGUCAAGGCGCGACCAAGUCUUAACUCUUAAACCAUCGAAGCCUAGGCGAGUUUACGGGUUAUUUGGUUUUUCUAGAACUAUUAGUUACUCCCUCCGUCCCGCUAAGAUUGUGCCAGACAAUCUUAAUCUCUUAAUGUAUAUAUCAAAUUUUUAUCAAAUUUGAUUCUGGUUUUUGUGACUUUGUAAAGCUUUUAAUGUAGUUUCUGAAUAUGUAAAAAACAAUUCCUAAAUUUGUUUUUAGUGCGGACAAGGAUCUGUUUGCGUUAUCGUCAAUCAAACAUCGUAAAUCAAAUUGUCCCAAACAACUAAUGUAUGUUUAUACCAACACUUUUUACCUGUGCACAUAUAGCUAAUGUUUGUGCAGUGCAACGAGCUUCUUCCGGUUUGAAACUUCGAAUCCAGUAGUGUUCGUCUAAAGUGUCUUCUUCUUUGGUUGUCCUAGGAACACACUAAAAACCCUGGGGUCAAGAUAUACUGAAGUUCCAUGGGAAGCAAUCAAGCAAUUAGCAAAACUUUGGCUCGGUAGUCAUACACUUAUUGACCAGAGAGAUUUUUUAGAGAGAAAGAAGCAGCGAUGGAUUUAGGGGGGCGGGGGCCACUUAGGUUGGGGUGUGACUGCCCUCUUUGGACUUUCAAAAUUUUCUAUUAUAUGUAUAAUAUUUUCCUAAAAUUUUCAUGCUUAAAAUUAGAUAUAUAUUUGUUCGCCCCUCUUAACUUUUAGUUUUAAAAAUUAAUAUAUAGACGUACUUAAUAUAAUACGGAGUAUUUAUUAUAAAUGUUUGUUGACAUUAAAUUAUAAUUCAAUUACUUCUUACUUUCUAAGAACACUUUUU